Molecule: messenger RNA, 2658 nt
Organism: Polistes canadensis
Lineage: Eukaryota; Metazoa; Arthropoda; Insecta; Hymenoptera; Vespidae
Product: shootin-1
Exons: 11
Coding region: 403-2247 (614 amino acids)
Source: RefSeq, a predicted model, not a curated record
GUUCGAACGUCAUUCGAAACACACGCGACUCUUUGCUACUACUCCUUUGGGGAGAACGAGAAAGAAAGAAAUAAUAAAACAAGAAAAAAAAAGAAAGAUUAUUAUUUCUUGUGAUUUUUGAAAUAUCUUUUGUCUGUUACAAGUUAUCGCAAAAGUGCAAGUUUCUUGGUACAUUGUUAUUAUUUUUCUUCUGAAAACUUUUUACUUUUAUUUUACUUGGUUGUUGUUAUUGUCGCUGUUUAUUUCUUUUAUUAUUCUUUUUUAAAAUAUCGGUGUGCACAAGUUAAUAGGAUACCAAAACAACGAAAAAGAGGAAUAAAAUUCGUGUGCGAUUAUCAUCAACGUGAUCGAGAAGGGACACUCAAGAUUUCUAGAAGCGAUGCGUCAGACGAUCUAGUGAUCAUGAACAAGACAGAAUUGAACAUAGUUCUUAGCACCGAACCUCCGAGGACAACAACAGCAACGAACGUGAUUCAUUCUCAUAUUCCUGUACCAAGGAUAACUAAUGCUCAAAUAAAACCGCAAGAAAGAUGUUUACCAAUAAGAAGAGGUUCUUUCGAAAAACUUGGUAGAACAACUUCGGUAGCUGCACAAAAAGCUAAUUUUGAAAAACUCGAUGCUUCGGUACAACUCAGAUCAAAGCAUAACAAUUUGUCGACGUCUAGCAUAGAAAUGCGAAAUGUCGAUGAUAAAUCUACCAAUCCGUUUAAAAAAAAUGAUUUUAUAUUUCCGAAAUUAAAUGGCAAUGGUAACAGUAAUACCACCAAUUGUUUCCUCGAAAACAAAUGGAAAAGUAAAUACGAGGAAUCGGAAAAAAGGAGAAAAUUGUUACUUCAAAAAACCGAGAUUGGAAACAAGGAACAUGCAGAUUUGGAAAAAAAGUAUCAACAAUUGCAAAGGCAAAACAGUACCUUGCAAUCGCAGGCUCAAGAAAAAGAAGAAAAGUUGAAUAAAUUACGGACAGUAUCCGAAGCAGUAUGCAAGGAAUACGAACAAUUAAAACGUCAGUAUGACGUUGAAACAGGUGCAAUGCACAAGGCUAUGCAACAAGCGUCGGAAUGGUAUAAACAAAAUCGAGAAUUGAAACGAAAAUCUCAAAUGAUAGCGCAAAAAUAUUUGCAAAUUCAUCCAGGAGGAUCGGUCGAUCUCGAUAUUUCCGACGAAGUUGAUUCUAAUUUCGAGGAUUUAGAUCAACUUAGAGAAACGGUUAGAGAACUCAGUCAAGAGAUAGCAAAACUCCAGACCGAUUUAAAUUCAGCACGAUUGCAGGAAUUCGAAGCUCAAGAACAAAUAACACUCUUGACGACUCAGUUGGAAGAGGAAAGAACGCUCAGACAGAAAGCCGAUGAUAAAAUAAACGAGAUGAAAAUGCAAAAAGAAAAUAUGGAAAGAGUGACAAAGAUGGUAGCAAAAGAGGUUCAAGCAUUGAAGACUCAAUGCGAUCGUGAGAGAGAAACGGCUAAAAUAAUGAAAUUGGAAGCAGACAAGGCACAGAAAGAACGUAACGUUUUGGCUCAUCAAAGUGCUCUCUUAAUGGCAGAGGUUGGCGAUGAUCCAAACGGAAGGUUGUUAACUGUCCUUCAAGAAGUAGAAUCCUUAAAGAGAUUAUUAGAGGAGGAACAACAAAAUCAUGCGUCUCACAUUCAAAUGCUUCAAGAAAAAUUAGAGGAGAAGGAAUCUAAUGUAGAGUUUGAAAUAGUUGAAGAAAAAUUAAAACUAGCUGAAUCCGAAUUGAACGUAGAACGACAGAGAGCUGAGCGAGCUGAAAGAUCGGUUUAUGAUUUAGAAGAUGUUGUUAGAAAUAUGGAAGAGAAAAUAGUUGAAUUGGAAGAGAAACUUGCUAGACCUUUACCUUCUUUGUUACCACCACCUCCACCUCCACCUCCGCCACCACCACCAUUGCCUUCAAUAUCAUCGACUGGAAAUGCGACUAUAAAAUUGUUAACAAAAGAAAAAUUACAUUCUGAAUCUAAUGCAGUUAGCGAUAUGGAGUCUAUGCUUGGAAUACAUAAGAAAAAUUCAACUGUCACUCAACAGCCCGUCAUCGACGAUAUUAUUAAUCAAAUAAAAGGCGGUCGAUUCACAUUGAAACAAACGGAUAAACAAAGAGAAGAGGAAAGAAAAAGACGACAAGAGGCAGAAACAGCGCCACCGGCUGUAUCAGAAAUGCUCAAUAUAUUGGGAACAAUGAGAAGAAGAGCUAAACCAACAAGACAAUUUCUUCAAAUCACUGACACAAAGACGUAAUUAAUGAUUUAAAAAAAGAAUGUUUAAUAUAUUAAGUAAAAAAAAUGUUUCUCUUUUCAGUUAUAAAAAAGAAUAUCUGUUAAGAGGGUUGUAUUAUUUAUAUUAUUAUAAAAAGAAAAUGUGUAUUUUUCUUCUUUUUUAUACUUUUGUUAUAGAUGCGUCUCUAACGAGAAGUUAAUGUUUAUAAAUAUGCUAUAAAUAAAAUCUAGGGUGAAAAGAUAUUAAUUAUCGAGGGGAAACGAUUUAUAAGUUUGCAAAGUUUGCAAUAAGCGGUAGAAAAAAUGUAUUAUCAUAUGAAAAGUUACACUUAUCAACAUAUCACAUACGUAUAUAUGUAUAACUUAUACUUAGUUCUUUUUCAUUUUUCUUUAAUAGAAAUACACGAAAAAGAUCUGUUUUCUUUAAAGCUAA